AUGCGCAUGCGUGUGGAGAUGGAUGCUUUCUAUGAUAAUUGCCAUGGUGAUGGACCAUCAGACUCCUAUACUAGAGUUUCAUUUGGCUGUAUUAACUCUGUGAUGGAUGGUGCUGACUACAAUAAGCACAUACCUUACUUCUCACUAGAUGUUGUUUGUAAAGAUUUUCAGCCUUAUUGUGGUGACCUGGUAGAAAUUGAGUUUUCUGUCCAGCCAGACACUUGGAGCAGAAAAGCCCUCUCAGUGAAGCCUCUGAGACAUAAGGAUAUGCACGAGGUCUGCAUUACUAGCCUACGUGGAAGAAAUGGGGUGAUAGAUCACACUGUCUUUUUCACCUUUAAUUCUCUGGCACUUCCUGAUGGAUACGUGCCUCAAAAAUAUGAUGUCGUCAAUGCAGUCGUGGUGGAAAGCAUUCAGAUGGGCUACAGAAGGAGAGCAGAUUCUAUGACCCCAGUGCAAAGGUCAUAG
Galeopterus variegatus (Sunda flying lemur) is the source of this 468-nucleotide messenger RNA. RefSeq names its product cancer/testis antigen 55 (gene CT55). Lineage: Eukaryota; Metazoa; Chordata; Mammalia; Dermoptera; Cynocephalidae. The coding region runs from base 1 to 468 and encodes 155 amino acids. The record is from RefSeq and is a predicted model, not a curated record. The transcript has 4 exons.